AGUCGACGGCCGAAGGACCAGUGGCAGUCGCGCGCCGGCCGCUGCCUCGAUAGGGUGUUUGUGUUUAUGUCGUCGCGAUGAAAAUUCGACCGCCAUAGAGGUUAUGUUUACGCGUGCCGCGGGAACGAAACCGACCACGCAUGCCCUUCUGCGUCCACCUUUUCGAAAAUCCUCCACCGAUCGUCACGUGUCCAUCGGUAAAUCCAUCGAUUUCCCACGACACCGCGUCCCUCGGCCUACGCAGCAGCUUGGCAACACUUGACACACGCAAUAAAGCUUCGUAAAUGCACAGGAGCGUCGUGUGUGCCAGCUCUCGGACGUGAUUGGUGAGGUGGUGUGCGUGUAAAGGGCCAACAAGAGAGGCCGCAACGGUGAGCAUUCGAGAUGAGCUAUGAAUUUAGGCUGCCUGGUAGCCACCGUCUUCGUGCUUCAGCUGCUGUUCAACGUCACAGCGCUACCCUCAGUCGUCAAGAUUGGUGCUAUAUUCACUCAUGACCAAAAGGAUAGCAGUACAGAGUUGGCCUUCAAGUAUGCCGUGUACAAGAUCAACAAGGAAAGGCUUAUCCUGCCGAAGACGACGCUGGAGUACGAUAUACAAUACGUGCCAAAAGAUGACUCCUUCCACGCGUCGAAGAAGGCGUGUCAACAGGUCAAGUACGGGGUGCAGGCAGUAUUCGGCCCAUCGGAUCCCAUCCUGGGCCAACACAUUCAUAGCAUCUGCGACGCACUGGACAUUCCACAUCUGGAAGCCAGGCUGGACCUGGACACGGAGGCAAAAGAGUUCAGUAUCAACCUCUAUCCCGCACAAAGUUUGCUCAACGCCGCUUAUCAGGACAUCAUGGAGUUUCUCAACUGGACCAAGGUCGCCAUUAUCUACGAGGACGACUAUGGACUGGUGAAGCUACGAGAACUCGUCAGGUCGCCGAAGUCUCGAGAGAUCGAGGUUAACCUCAGGCAGGCCGACCCGGAUUCCUACAGGCAGGUUCUCUCCGAGAUGAAAAGCAAGGAAAUACGGAAUCUCAUCGUAGAUACCAGGCCGGAGCAUAUGCAUCAUUUUCUACGAAUGAUCUUGCAGCUGCAAAUGAACGACUACAAGUACCACUAUCUCUUCACAACUUUCGAUAUCGAGACCUUCGACCUCGAGGACUUCAAGUACAAUUUCGUCAAUAUCACUGCCUUCCGUCUGGUCGACGCGGAGGAUGUCGGAGUGCGGGGCAUCUUGAGGGACAUGGAACGAUACCAACCGUCCGGGAAUACGAUCCUCAACAAAUCGAGAGUUAUACAGGCGGAGCCGGCGCUCAUGUACGAUAGCGUGCAGGUGUUCGCUGUAGGAUUAAGAACCCUGGAACAGUCGCACGCGCUCAGGCCCGCCAACAUCUCCUGCGAAAUGGAACACCCCUGGGACGGAGGGUUGUCCCUCAUCAACUACAUCAACUCGGUCGAGAUGAAGGGUAUUUCCGGUCCCAUCGAGUUCAAAGAAGGGCGCAGAAUUCAAUUCAAGCUGGACCUGCUGAAACUGAAGCAACAUUCGCUCGUCAAGGUCGGUGAAUGGCGUCCAGGCGCCGGCGUCAAUGUGACGGACACCGCGGCAUUUUUCGAGCCAGGAACAGCGAAUGUCACUCUGCUCGUCAUCACUAUAUUGGCUCGUGUAUCGUCCAGAUCUGAUAGCGUGUUCCGUUGUUUGCAUGGACCCCCUGUUGCGACACAGGAAAUUCCGUACGUGAUGAUGCACUACGAAAAAAACUACACGGGGAACGCGCGGUUUUACGGUUUUUGCGUGGACCUACUGGAGGCGGUGGCAAGGGAAGUCGGCUUCUCAUACAGAUUGGAGCUGGUACCGGACAGGAAGUACGGCGCGAAAGACCCGGAAACCGGGGAGUGGAACGGCAUCGUCAGAGAACUCAUGCGACAUGAGCAGCCGUACGUAAUGCUGAAGAGCAGAGGGAAUUUCAGCGGGAACGCACGUUACGAGGGCUUCUGCAUCGACCUACUCAAGGAGAUAGCUCACAUGGUGGGCUUCGCCUACAGGAUCGAGCUCGUGCCGGAUGGCAAGUACGGCGUUUACGAUUACGAGACUGGCGAGUGGAACGGAAUAGUCCGCCAGCUGAUAGACAAGAAAGCAGACUUGGCAGUCGGCUCGAUGACCAUCAAUUACGCCCGCGAAAGCGUGAUCGACUUUACGAAACCGUUCAUGAACCUUGGAAUUUCGAUUCUCUUCAAGGUACCGACCAGUCAUCCAGCUCGACUAUUCUCCUUUAUGAACCCGCUGGCUAUUCAAAUCUGGCUGUAUGUGCUGGCUGCGUACGUCCUUGUCUCGGUGAUGAUGUUCGUGGUUGCUAGGAUCAGCCCGUACGAGUGGAACAACCCUCAUCCCUGUCAUACAGAGUCGGAACUUGUCGAGAACCAAUUCUCGCUGGCCAAUAGUUUUUGGUUCACCAUUGGCACUCUGAUGCAGCAGGGUAGCGAUCUGAACCCUAAGGCAACGAGCACGCGGAUCGUGGGUGGCAUAUGGUGGUUCUUCACGCUGAUCAUCAUAUCGUCGUAUACUGCCAACCUGGCGGCGUUCCUUACGGUCGAGAGGAUGAUCACUCCCAUUGAAAAUGCGGAGGAUCUCGCUGGUCAGACGGACAUCGCUUAUGGUACCUUGGAUAGCGGAAGUACCAUGACUUUCUUCAGGGAUUCGAUGAUCGAGACGUACAAGAAGAUGUGGCGGUUCAUGGAGAACAAGAAACCAUCCGUGUUCGUGCCCACUUACGAAGAAGGGAUCCAGAGGGUUCUUCAAGGUGAUUACGCUUUCUUAAUGGAGUCGACCAUGCUGGAUUACAUCGUGCAAAGGGACUGCAAUCUCACCCAAAUUGGCGGACUUCUGGAUAGCAAAGGAUACGGCAUCGCUACGCCAAUGGGCUCACCAUGGCGAGAUAAGAUAUCUCUGGCAAUCCUCGAGCUUCAGGAAAAGGGAGAAAUCCAAAUGCUGUACGACAAAUGGUGGAAGAGUCCCGGUGAUACUUGUAUGAGGACUGAGAAGGGCAAGGAGAGCAAGGCGAAUUCCUUGGGAGUGGAUAAUAUAGGUGGAGUAUUCGUUGUACUGCUGUGCGGCCUGGCGUUCGCCGUGUUGAUCGCGAUUUUCGAGUUCUGCUAUAGUACCAGGAGAAACAUGCCGGCGGAACGGAGAGCUCCGGUAUCGACGCCGAUCUGCACGGAUUCUUUGCAAGGGAUCUCGCAAUCCGUGCAGCAACAGCAACAACAGCAGACGCAACAGCAGCUACAACAGCAGCCGCAACAGCAACCGAAUCAGCAUCAGGAAUCCCUGUGCUCGGAAAUGGCGCGGGAACUGUGUCGCGCGUUGCGCUGCCACGCGUCCUCGCGGCGGCGUCGCGCCUGCGAGAAAUGCUCAACGCACGUGCUCGGCUAUACACCGGACAACCCCACUGCCACCCCCUUGAAUGGGAUGAGAUCGCAGAGAAGCAGCCUGGGUGUUCCCACAGUGGAACUGCCGCCACAUGUCCACCUGCAUCAUCACGCACCACCGCCACACGACUAUGACGGAACUUAAACUCACGAAUCUUUUUACACCUUUUGCGGUCACUUCUUGGGGCCUAACGAACGAGAAGAACGUACUAACGGGGAAAAGAAGUGGUACGACUACGGACGAAAAAGCUUCGAAAAGAAAAGAGAGGGGACAAGAUCGAGAAGACCGAGAAGAAAGUACAAAAACGCAUCAAGUAGCACCGAACGGACAGAUCGACCAGUUCGUUCCUUUCCUUUUUUCCUAGAGAACGAAGUAGAAUACCGCCGCGAGUAUCACAUACGUCGAGAAUCACCGAGAACCAACGUUGCACAAUUUCUAUGAAGAGCGUGUGUUCGUCGUCGAACACGAACGAGAGAGGAGAAAAAAAAAGGCUCUUGUGUUCCCGCGAAUCUCCCCUUCCUAUUUUCACCAAGAACACGGUCUCGUUUCACUUUCUACCGUAGAGUCUGCACCAAGAGACGAUUGUUCGCGUACGUUGGCUAACGCGGAGCGCAGGGAUCGAUCGUGGAGGACUCGCACGACCCGUGGCGAAAAUCCAACAAGACCUGCCAUUUCUCAAUUCUCGUCCCGCCACUAUUUCAUCCUCUCACUGUUUCUCACUUGCAUCGCGUAGAAAUAUCAUGGUAUUUGUCAUACGAUCAACCAAAAACUCGAGGAAUUUGCGUUUCGAUGACCCACACGCAACAUUUCCCUCGAUUAAUCGAACGGAGAAGGAUACUUCAAAUCUCGUAGCGAUUUCUCUCGACGAAAAGAAAUCGUGGCAAUCUAAUAAAUCGAAAAAUUAGUUGAUAUUAUUAAAAUUAAUCACAAGAUACAUUGACAAGUGCUGUGUAUCUCGAAAUACGAUCCUCGAGUAUUAUUUAGCACGACUAGAUUUUGAUCCAUUUGGAGGAAUCGACGAGCCGAAGUACAAAGAAGAAUGUCGAAUUUUCUUUUUACUCUGCGCUAACGAAAAGGAUCGAACAACCGAUUUCAGUCUCGGAACAUUUCCUGUACAUUCCACGUCGCGUCAGAAGAACAUUCGUGUUCGAAGAACGAUCGAGCCCGAGAUUAAACAGGAACGACACUUAUCACGCGAUUUUUCUUCCGUUUUCGGCAAGACGAGAUGUCGUUGCGACUGACGCCAGGCUCGAUUCGGCUCUUCCUGUAAUACAACACGCGAUCGAUCGUAGAAAUCGGAACGGCCAAGUAAGGCGGUGAAACCAUCUGUCGAUCAGGCCGUUCCUUUUUUACCCUUUUGCGUCCACGUAAACGAACUGCACCGUAAACGAUUCUUGCAUACGUAAACGACCACCGGAGGCACAUUAACUCACAUAACACACUCACGCAGAUACAGAUUCGUGUAACUACCGCGGCGGCACGCGCGAAUGUAGACGAUACAAUUUGCAAGUAUUUUAAAGUAAAACACAGAAGGCAAGCGACUAACUGUCUAGAGUUAAAGAGAAAAAAAAACGAGUACAACCAAGUAGACGUUUGAUGUCAUUUCACGUGUGUAUAUGCAGACGGCGAAUAAACGUAAGACAUGAUGAUGGACAGGAUGGAUCGUUUUCUCGUUUACCUUCCCCUGAUUUUCCUCGGAUUCGUUUUGAGAUUGACGAUCCUAGUCCAACUCCACUUUCUAUUAACUUCUUAAUUUCAUUAUAUAAGCAGAUAAUUUUGAAUGUUACAAUUUUGGAAAUAAUUCAAUUCUCAAUAAGUAAAGGACUCAUUUCUGCAGGUUCAUUUAUCAUAGGAAAAUAACGACAAUUUCGAAAACAAAUUUCGAGAACGGUGUUUGUAACGUCCUCGCUUCUUUCUUCUUUUUAAUAUGUGGAGUUGAACAGUUGUUGAUUUCGUUUUGAAAUCGAUAAAAGUAAUACAAUGUAAUAUUGAAGUUGUACGGUUAGUAUUAACGCUGAUAUAUUACAUCUACGUAAACACUACGUUGUACAGAACUAUACAGGGUAUUCCUGAAAUCUUAGUAGAACCGGAAAGCAGACAAUUUUCCAUUUGAGGUAAAAGGUGAUAAAAGUAAGUAUUUCCUUCAUAAAUCGCAUUUCAUAUCCCUUAUUUUAUUUCUCAAUUAUUACUCUAUAUCUAAUAUAGACAAACCAAUGUUAACACCCGACAUCCAAUAUUCCCUACCCAUUACCAUCUUCUUAUAUUCAGCAUUCUCUAUGCUGAAUCUCACAGCCCGUUCUCCACAUCCUAAUUGAACAAUUCGGUCCUUUGAAAUUAGGACGACACAGAAAAUGCCAAUAAGAUGUAAAAUACAGCUCACGAAUUGCUCACGAGAAAUUGUCACGUUCCACAAACGAAGCUCGCUGUCCCAUAAAAUUAAAUUUGUUUUCCCCAGUCAUGUCAGUCCCGACAUUCGGACAUGUCGGUUCGGUACUGCAAAUCCUCACUUCAUCCCACAAACGAAACUUCUUAUCCUACAAAAUGAAACUCGUUUUCGUUUGUUGGAAAAUAUAUUUGUUUAUUUACUUUCGUGGACUGUACUUUUCAGUGCGUUUAAAUCUUAAGUGUCUUAGAAUAUCGAACAUUGGACAUGGUUUUGGAAAAAUUGGUAAUUUGAUGGUUGAUAUAGGAAAGAGAAAAUAGAGCGUAGGCUGUGGCAUAUAGAGGCGUAUACAGAGAGUGUGACAUAUGGUUGAACCAAAAUAUUGGACCUGGCAUGUGGGAAAGGACAUGUAAAAAAUGUGCCAGAAGAUGAAAAAUAUGUAAAUAGGAAAUAUGAGAUGUGGUAUGAUGGUAUGUAUGCGCUGUAGAAAUUAGGCUGGAAGAUAUGGGCUAUGGAUACGAUAUACCGGGUAUGAGAUAUAAGAGAGGAGACAGGGAAUAUAAAAAGUUAGAUGCAGGAUGAAUAUACGUGUGCUGCGAGAGUAAGGACAAAAGAUAUUCCCUGUAUAAAAUAUUGUAUGUAAUAUGUAGAACACGAGAAAUGGAAUGCUUAAUACGAGAUAUAGAAUGGAGAUGUGAAAUGUGGAAAAUAGGGCCCACAAAAUAAAAGAUAUGGAUUGGCAUCUACUUGCUAUGGAAUAUAGGAUAAUAUACAGGGUGGCUGGUAACUGGUGGUACAAGCGGAAAGAAAAAAAGAAGUCGAAAAUAUAGAAUAAAAAAUUUUUUUUUCAAUUUCUUUUUUCAAUUUUUCCAUCGAGACAACGAUCUACAGUGAGAUCCGUUAUAACGUACCGCGCGCGUACCGAGCGAAAAUUCAAAGUCGAUUUUCUCAAAAACAAAGCCUCGAACGAAAAAUGUUUAUUCUAUAUUUUCGACUUCUUUUUUCGCGUAGAAUCACCCCCUUUCCGCUUGUACCACCAGUUACCAACCACCCUGUAUAUGAAGUGAAAUGUGGUAUGGAAACGGUGAGAUGGUCUUCAGUUAACGAACGUGGAGUAGAGAGCAUUAUAUGUCGAACAUAGGAAGUAGAAUUGUAUGCGUGUGUGAGCAGGUGUAACGUGUUAUGUGUGGGUUCUGAUAUGCAACAUUUGAGGUUUAAGUGUAGAGAGUGAAGAGUUAGUUGUGGGAUACGUGAUAUAUCGUAUAAGAUGCGAGAUAUAAAACGUAGAAGAUGAAAUAGAAUUGGUAUAAAAUGAAAUGGAGAUGGGAAUGAAACUUAUCAACCAACACAAGUAACAAAGAGUUAUCUCUUAACAAAUAAUUUAAAAAAUAUCGCAGAAUUAAAGGAAGCUAAGAAAAGGUACAAAGUUAAGAUCGAUGGUAUAUCUCUUUUUUUUUAUAUAACAUCAUUUAUUAAGGGAUAAAAUAAAUGACAAAUAACAUAUCACUUAUAUGAAACUAUAACAUUUCUUAGUGUUCAUCAUUCGUUAUGAUAUAAAAGAAAUCACAUCACAUACGACCCUCCACGUAACGCUUACACGCUCGUGUCGGCUCGAUUCACACGCUAUUUUAUCGCGCGCGAUUUCCUCCCCUCUCUCACUCUCACUCUCUCUCUCUCUCUCUUUCUCUCUCUCUCUCUCUCUCUCUUUCCCUAUCGUUCGAAACUUGGAAAUCUUUUUACCGCGAAUAAUAUAAAAUACACGAUCAACAUCGAAUCGAUCAACGGACGAAAUGGACAACGAAGAAUAGAUCUCGCGAAACAAUCACAACGUGAUUUGCCCCCGGAAUAAUUCCAUGAAGUACUACAAUUAUAGCGUCUCACGCUACGGCUCAUGAUAAGAUUAGGCUUCGACCGCGUCGCUUAAUCGAAUCAACGUAACCGUGAUGUUUCAAGCGGAGUCGCAUGAAUGGAAUUCUCCGAGUUUUCGGGGAUGAGAAAUCAUCUCUACUUAAAUAAAGAAAAAAAAAAAAAAAAGGAAGAAAAGGAAAACGCGAGAAAAAAUGUAUAAACGUAUAAAACCCGAGGGAAUUUACGAUCGCGGCAGAUCAAGCGGAUUCGAGCAGACACCAGCGUGCCCUACAAUUUCUUCUGAUACGAUACAAUAAUAAUAAUAUAACCGACUGAAUCCAUUUUGGAAGGGCCUAGUCAAAUCACUUGUAAUUAUCACACGAUCAUACUCGACACGGUGGCAUGUAAAUGUUUUGUUGCUCCGUUAUUCUUCUUUUUUUUUUUCGUAAUAUUUUUUUUGCGGUUUUCACCUUUUUUCUAUUGUAAUAUGCUUGUUUUUUUCUUUUUUUUAUUUUUAUAUAUGUUUUUGUGACUUUCGGAGGUGGCUCGAGUUCGCGAUGCGAACAUGUACGUUCAUUCGCGAUCGAUAAACAAUAUUUCUUCUUGAUAAUACGCGUUCAUACUUUAUAUAAGAGUGUGUUGUCUGUCUCUAUGUAAAUGUAUGGGGUAUCGUGUUUGUGUAAUGCUUUAUAGCUGUGUGUCGAUCUAUCGUCGAAAUUGAAAAAAGAGAAAGAAAAAAACAAUGAAACGAAGUAGAAUAAUAGUAGUAGUAGUAGUAGUAGUAGUAGUAGUAGUAGUGGUGGUAGUAGUAGUAGUAGUAGUAGUAGUAGUAAUAGUAGUAGUAAUAGUAGUAAUAGUAAUAAUAGUAGUAGUGGUAGUAGUAGUAAUAUUAAUAAUAAUAAUAAAAAUAAUAAUAAUAAUAAUAAUAAUAAU
Molecule: messenger RNA, 8573 nt
Organism: Bombus huntii
Lineage: Eukaryota; Metazoa; Arthropoda; Insecta; Hymenoptera; Apidae
Product: glutamate receptor ionotropic, kainate 2-like
Exons: 20
Coding region: 392-3553 (1053 amino acids)
Biological process (GO): monoatomic ion transport
Cellular component (GO): postsynaptic membrane; plasma membrane
Molecular function (GO): glutamate-gated receptor activity
Source: RefSeq, a predicted model, not a curated record